AUGUGUACACAACCAAACACCAAUGAUUUGCUUCUUCCAUUGGUAAGUGAGACUAGAAGCCUUCAAAAAUUGGUCUCAAAUGUACCAUUCGAUUCGUCUUGGUGUUGUGAAUCAAGGGAACAAUGAAUUUUCGCGAGAAACGCAUCCUGAGAGAAGCUAGAGGCGUAAAAACGAUGAGAAAAAAUGAAAAAUUUCUAGUGUGCAAACACCGCGACGCCAAACUGCACACAAAAAUUUGAAAGCGACGAAAAUUUUUUAUUUUUUCUGUUCUCAGAGAAAGCCGGCGACUAAUCGGCGACCAACAAGUUCGUCGCAAGUUCGUCGGCGAAAAUAGUGUGUGUUUCCCGGAGACGCAGACGAAAAAGUUUCAGGCGACUAAUCGGCGACUAAUCGGCGACUAACUUAUGAUUGGUCGCCGAUUAGUCGCCUGAAACUUUUUCGUCUGCGUCUCCGGGAAACACACUAUUUUCGCCGACGAACUUACGAUUGGCAGACGAUUAGUCGCCUGAUCUCGAUUCGUCGUAAGUUCGUCGCCGAUUAGUCGCCGGCUUUCUCUGAGUUGUUUCGGGUGUUCAGACAGGAAAAUCUGUUCCCAAAAGCUUGAUGACAGCUUUUUUAUCUAUGAAAAGCAUAGCCUGACAGUUGCCUAAUCAUAAUUUGUUUCAGAAAGGCCGCAAAUUCAAGCUCGGCAGCCACGAAUACAAACUCUGUGAUGCAAUCGCGACAGGACCAUUUUCAAGCGUCUUCCUUGUUGAAGAAAACGGUGUUGCUUAUGCAAUGAAAGUUGAAUCGCAAGAUGGAUGUUUAAGACCAGUUCUGAAGUUGGAUCACGCGGUUUUAUCGAAACUUGGUGGUCAAAGAGGAUUUCCAGCCCUUUGGGAUUCGGGAAGAACAUCCACUUUCAAAUAUGUGAUUAUGCAACUAGUUGGACCGGAUUUGUCUAUGCUUCUUGAAUUCAUGCCAAAUAAUCGGUUCACACUUUCAACGAUUUAUAAAAUCGCGAUUCAAACACUUGAAAGACUCCAAACAUUGCAUAAUUCUGGUUGGUUGAAUCGUGAUGUCAAAGCGCAAAACUUCGCCGUCGGAUUAGGCCAAGAUAGUUCAACUGUUUAUAUGCUUGAUUUCGGCCUAACUCGAAGAUUCCAAGAAACCGAUGGAAGACCACAUCUUCUUAGAUCUUGGGGUCCAUCAGUUGGCACAUUUCCUUAUGCACCUUUAAGUUCUCUCGCAUUUUCCGAUCAAACUCCAGCUGAUGAUGUUGAAGGAUGGUUGUAUAUGGUUAUACAUUUGUUGAAAGGUCUUCCUUGGCAUAACUCGAAGGUUCAAUUGAAUUUGGCAAAGACUCGCGAAUGGAAAAUGUAUUGUCGGAAAGAGGGAGGAAAGCAGAAAUUGUUUGAUGGAUUGCCGGAUGGUUGGGCUGAUAUUUAUGAGUUGAUUUUGAAAACACCGUGAGUUCAGAGAGAUUUGAAAUUUAAUUGUGGUAAAAUAAUAUGUCUUUCUAGAUGCUUCGAACUUCCGGCUUAUGCCAAAAUCUCGAAUAUGAUCAUCAAUAUUGCGAAACAAGAAUCAAUCGAUUUAUCGAUUCCAUUUGAUUGGCAAACCAAUGCAGUUCUUCGUUCUUUGGUUCGUCUCGGACCAUUGAGUUGUGAAGAAUUAUCGAUUGUCAGAACACCUGUUAUGAUGAAUCGAUCAAAUCGCAUUUUGCUUUCGCCGAUGUGA
This is a messenger RNA of Caenorhabditis angaria, 1719 nucleotides long. The record is from the annotation of a GenBank genome assembly. Lineage: Eukaryota; Metazoa; Nematoda; Chromadorea; Rhabditida; Rhabditidae.